Messenger RNA from Diospyros lotus (date-plum), 939 nucleotides. RefSeq lists its product as uncharacterized. The transcript has a single exon. The record is from RefSeq and is a predicted model, not a curated record. Bases 1 to 939 code for a protein of 312 amino acids. Lineage: Eukaryota; Viridiplantae; Streptophyta; Magnoliopsida; Ericales; Ebenaceae.
AUGAUGCAAGAUCCAAUUGGGAUUCCAGCUUGCUUCACUUCAGGGGAGAAGGUAGCUGAAGAUCUAGCCACAGUAACCAGGUCAGGACAGAGUGUGUUCAUGUCCAUGUACAGAACAAAAGUCGCGGAUCGAUGUCGCUUGAUCACCAUAACAUGGUGCAAGAAUUUGCUGCUCCAUGGCCUUUCUGUCUCGGUAGAAGGGCCUGAAGGAGAGAGCCAGUAUACCUGCAAAGUUGAGCUGAAGCCAUGGUACUUCUGGAGGAAGCAAGGUUCGAAGCGCUUCGUGGUGGAGGAGAAGCCUGUUGAUGUCUUCUGGGAUCUCAAGGCUGCAAAAUUCAAUGGAGAAACAGAACCAAGCUCAGAUUUCUAUGUUGCUGUUGUUUGUGAUGAAGAGGUGGUGCUGCUUCUUGGAGAUCUGAAGAAAGAUGCAUAUAGAAAGACAGGCUGCAGACCAGCUCUGAUUGAUCCCAUCUUGGUUUCCAGAAAAGAACACAUAUUUGGGAAGAAGAAAUUCUUCACAAAAGUAAAGUUUCACGAGAAAGGUGGGAUUCACGACAUCUCAAUUGAGUGCAAGAACAGAACAAACUCCAGUGGGAGCCAGAAUGACAGCAGUACUUGCCUUGGUGGGGCUGAUCCAGAGUUGGAGAUUAGGAUAGAUGGCAAUUUGGCUGUUCAUGUCAAGCACCUGCAAUGGAAAUUCAGAGGCAAUGAGUGUAUUCCUGUCAACAAAGUAAAAGUAGAAGUAUACUGGGAUGUCCAUGACUGGCUGUUUAGUCCUGGUUUAAGGCAUGCACUGUUCAUCUUCAAACCUACUCCACCAUCCACAUCAACAUCAACGCCAUUGCCAUCUCAGACAGGGAGCUCUGGUGCAGCAGAGGGGUGCAGUUCAAGUGGGUCAUCACAGUUCUGCCUGUUUUUUUAUGCUUGGAAGGUUGAAUGA